UUUUAUAUGUAACUAUAUAUUUAAAUACUGCAUAAUAAUAAUUUAUAUGAUCUAUUUGAAAAAUAAAAUAUUUAUUAUUAUAUGUAUAAAUGAAAUCACCUUGAAUUAUUUCAUUAAAAAUCCAAAUCUUUACUGACAUGCGUACUUAUGUAUAUUCGAUGUGUAUAUAUUCGACAACCUUCAUGUUUCUCAUUGCUACAUUUCAACGGAACUUGCGUUUCUCAGGAAUACACAUAUAUUAAAAAAUAUAUUGAGUUUAAAUAAAAUUUGUUCAAUAUCAAAUAGUAAAGAAUUAAUACUAUAAAACAUGUCAGACCCAGAACUUGAAGCAAUACGACAACAACGUUUAGCUCAGUUGCAAUCCCAAUAUAAGAAUAAUAAUGCAGAAAAUAAACAAGCAAUGGAAGAAAAAAUACAACAAAUGGAAGAUAUGAGAAAUUCUAUUCUUAGUCAAGUAUUAGAUCAAUCAGCUAGAGCAAGAUUAAAUACAUUAUGUCUUGGUAAACCUGAAAAAGGAAAGAUGGUAGAAGAUAUGAUAUUAAAUAUGGCUCAACGAGGUCAAUUACCUGGUAAAUUAGGGGAAAAAGAACUUAUCAGUUUACUUGAAAGUGUAAAUCAACAAACACAAAGAAAAACUGUUGUGAAGUUUGACAGACGAAGAGCAGCAUUGGAUUCUGAUGAUGAUUUAUAGCACCUAUAUACAAUUAUAUGGUUUGUUAAAGAUAACAUAAUAUUCUUUAUCUAAUUUUUGAACAAAAAUUAAGAUUAUAAUAUUACUGUACGCUUAAUUAGUCAUACAUUUUUAUUUUUUAUGAUAUAUUGAAAUAAAAAUUAAAAUCUAAUAUUAAUACUUAUUUUAAUCCAGCUCAUGUUUUUAAAUUCAACAUUCCAUUCUUUUAUUAAUAUUCUUAAUGCUGUAAAUUUGAAAUGUUAUCUCUUUUUAUUAAGUAUAGGUAAAAAUA
Apis dorsata (giant honeybee) is the source of this 962-nucleotide messenger RNA. It is a transcript of the gene PDCD-5, whose product is annotated as programmed cell death protein 5. The record is from RefSeq and is a predicted model, not a curated record. Gene Ontology annotation, molecular function: DNA binding. Bases 308 to 691 code for a protein of 127 amino acids. The transcript has 4 exons. Lineage: Eukaryota; Metazoa; Arthropoda; Insecta; Hymenoptera; Apidae. Gene Ontology annotation, cellular component: cytosol; nucleus.